CCAGACUCCCCCGCGGCGAGGGCUCCUCACGGGAUGCCCCGGUCGGGGCGGCGCGGGGCCGGCUCUGGCCUCCCCCGGACGCGGCGCCUCCCCGCCGGCACGCAGCAGAUGGGGGGAGGACACCGAGGCUUUGGCGGCCCCCGCUCCCCGCCCGCGCUGACCGGGCUCCCCAGGCCCGCUCCCCGAGCGCGUCUCCCCGCGCGCGGCGGGGGAAUCCCCACGCGGGGGCUGCGGGGCGCCGCGGCUGCGCCGCUCUACGCUAGGUAGGACGGACCUGCCCCCCUGCCUCUGCCCUCAUGUCCAAUAAGAAGAGACCCGGCUUGACACCUGCCUAUAUACAGGGGAGGAGAGCAGCAUCUUCAGCGCCGGUCUUUGGAGGGGGGGGUGGGGGCACCAACCCAAAACACAUCAGAUCAGAGCGGGGGGCUCGGUGAUACUAUAUAACACCCCCCCCCCCCCCCCUCCCCGAGACUAUGACUUCCAGUAAAAUUGAGAUGCCAGGGGAGGUGAAGGCAGAUCCUGCAGCUCUGAUGGCAUCUCUGCAUCUGCUGCCUUCUCCCACUCUCAACCUUGAAAUCAAAUACACCAAGAUUUUCAUCAAUAAUGAGUGGCAAAAUUCUGAGAGUGGGAGAAUAUUCCCGGUAUAUAAUCCAGCCACAGGAGAGCAGAUCUGUGAGAUCCAGGAAGCUGACAAGGUUGAUACAGACAAAGCAGUGAGGGCAGCUCGCCUUGCUUUUUCUCUCGGUUCAGUCUGGAGGAGAAUGGAUGCAUCAGAAAGAGGCCAUCUUUUGGAUAAGCUAGCAGACUUGGUUGAAAGAGACAGGGCAGUUCUUGCUACUAUGGAAUCACUGAACAGUGGCAAACCUUUCUUGCAAGCUUUCUAUGUAGAUCUUCAGGGAGUCAUAAAAACCCUGAGGUAUUACGCUGGCUGGGCAGACAAAAUCCAUGGAAUGACCAUUCCUGUAGAUGGAGAUUAUUUUACGUUUACAAGACACGAACCCAUCGGAGUGUGUGGACAGAUCAUCCCUUGGAACUUCCCCCUGCUGAUGUUUGCAUGGAAGAUUGCUCCAGCUCUGUGCUGUGGCAAUACAGUAGUUAUUAAACCAGCAGAACAAACACCACUCAGUGCUCUCUAUAUGGGAGCCCUCAUCAAGGAGGCUGGCUUUCCACCAGGAGUUGUCAAUAUUUUGCCAGGAUUUGGUCCGAUUGCUGGUGCAGCCAUAGCAUCUCAUGUUGGCAUUGAUAAAAUUGCUUUUACUGGAUCCACUGAGGUUGGGAAGCUGAUCCAAGAAGCAGCUGGAAAGAGUAAUUUGAAGAGAGUUACACUGGAGCUGGGUGGGAAAAGCCCAAACAUUAUUUUUGCAGAUGCUGAUUUGGACUAUGCUGUGGAACAAGCUCACCAAGGGGUCUUCUUCAAUCAAGGCCAAUGCUGCACUGCAGGCUCACGGAUUUAUGUGGAAGAAUCAAUCUACGAAGAGUUUGUUAAAAGAAGUGUAGAACGUGCAAAGAGAAGAGUUGUGGGGAGUCCUUUUGAUCCAACCACAGAACAAGGUCCACAGAUUGAUAAAAAACAAUACAACAAGAUCUUGGAACUGAUUCAGAGCGGCAUUACUGAAGGAGCAAAACUUGAAUGUGGGGGCAAAGGGCUAGGAAGAAAGGGCUUCUUCAUUGAACCAACGGUGUUUUCCAAUGUAACAGAUGACAUGCGGAUUGCCAAGGAGGAGAUUUUUGGGCCUGUUCAAGAAAUACUGAGAUUUAAAACCAUGGAUGAAGUUAUAGAGAGAGCCAACAAUUCUGAUUUUGGGCUGGUAGCUGCUGUCUUUACAAAUGACAUAAACAAGGCCCUGACAGUCUCUUCAGCAAUGCAGGCGGGGACAGUCUGGAUAAAUUGCUACAAUGCCUUAAAUGCCCAGAGUCCUUUUGGAGGAUUCAAAAUGUCUGGCAAUGGGAGAGAGAUGGGUGAAUGUGGAUUGAGAGAAUAUUCUGAAGUUAAAACUGUGACAAUAAAGAUCCCUCAGAAGAACUCCUAAAAUGAUGAAGAGCACGUGAUGCCACCCUCUCUAUUGCUUAUGGAGACCAGCACUCAGGAAUAAAAAGCAUUACACAAUAUAUAUUUAAAAAAUUAAGUUGCAACUUAUAUACUGGGCACAUAACUGCGUCCCUAAAGCAAACCAACUCUGCAUGUUUUCACAAAACUCUCCUGAGAACCAUUACAUCUUUAUAAAACAAAUCAUAACAAGAGAUAAAAUUGCUAUUGGGCAUCAUUUAAUAACGGUUCUAGCUAGAAAACUGUUAAAUGCAAAUGCAUGCACACACACGUUUAUCUCUUCCUUAAAUAAAGAAGUUUCACUGCUUUCAGGUUGCCUUCUCAAACAGACCUGCCUUGUACUGACAUUCUAGAUUCAAUCAUGGCUUUACAAGCCAGAUUCUACCCAAAACACGCAAUGAACAACAUAAGUAAAAUUGAUGUUCUCAAAAAUAUCAAAAACUCUGAGCAGUAAUGAGCCAAAAGCUGGUAUAUUGGCAACAUUCCAAUUAGCAUGCUCACAUAAAGAGAUCAGACUGGGGAGGGAAUCAAACCAUUAUAUGACUAAUGAAAUCCAAAUGCUUAUCAGUGAGAUUUGAAUUUCACAACCCGCAGUGAUUUCGUUUUCAGAGCUUAUUUUCAUAAUUAGUUUUUGUCUUGCAUUAAGCAAAAAUCCUCCUUCACUUACAGCAACUUGAAAGGUUUUACCUGACUGCCAAAAGAGCUUGGCCAGACAGGGUGGGAGGGUGUUAAGGAGGACAGGAACAGAUUCCCAAAGGCUUCACAGAUAAUUUCAGCUUUCACUGCUUGUCUAGCUUUGGUGUUGCUACUGUUGUUUUCACUUAUUUUAAACAACUAUAUAUGCACAUGCAGACUCCUUUUGUUUGUUUGCUGUUAAACUGUCCAUGGUAACACUGGGAAUUAAGUAUUUGUUACAGCAGGAAGAACCCAGCAAAAGCCCACCUGACAAGAAGUAAGCUUGACUUUAUAUUCUUACUAAAUGAGGACUUGCAACCCUUACCAUGCUUGUGAGCUUACUGGCUGGUACUGACUUUUCAAUUUUAUCUGUUCUCUUUUUUUUGGCCCAGGACAAAAAUAUGUGCAAGUUGUUUUAGAAGUGAGGUGUUUAAUACCUAUCACAUUAUUACUUGCUGCCCAUAGAAUCUCUUCCAACUUGUAACUAACAAACCAAACACCAUCUCUUUCUCCCUCCCAAUGGCAGAGCUCAUUGAUUCCCCGUACCUUUUUAAAAAGAGUUUUCAUUUUAUGUUUUAAAUUAGAAUUAUGAAAAUUUACUUUAAGAAGUACAGUAAAUCAUCUAUGCUGGGUAGCUCCAUUAUAUGGGAUGUAAG
Molecule: messenger RNA, 3378 nt
Organism: Pezoporus occidentalis (night parrot)
Lineage: Eukaryota; Metazoa; Chordata; Aves; Psittaciformes; Psittacidae
Gene: ALDH1A2
Product: aldehyde dehydrogenase 1 family member A2
Exons: 13
Coding region: 474-2030 (518 amino acids)
Molecular function (GO): aldehyde dehydrogenase (NAD+) activity
Source: RefSeq, a predicted model, not a curated record